This is a messenger RNA of Varanus komodoensis (Komodo dragon), 8416 nucleotides long. It is a transcript of the gene CYFIP2, whose product is annotated as cytoplasmic FMR1 interacting protein 2. Bases 151 to 3912 code for a protein of 1253 amino acids. Gene Ontology annotation, cellular component: synapse; neuron projection. The transcript is spliced from 31 exons. Lineage: Eukaryota; Metazoa; Chordata; Lepidosauria; Squamata; Varanidae. Gene Ontology annotation, molecular function: small GTPase binding. The record is from RefSeq and is a predicted model, not a curated record. Gene Ontology annotation, biological process: cell projection assembly; cell morphogenesis; axon guidance.
GCUGCAGCAGCGCCUCAGCAUCUCUGCCUCCUUCCUUCCUUGCCUGGCUGCUGCUGCUACCGCAGCAGCAUCCAUCCCGCGCGGAGGCCGGCCGGAGGCCAGCCGCAUCCUCGCCGCCACUGCCAGUGGUAAGCCUGAACGCCUGGAGCCAUGACGACUCACGUGACACUAGAGGAUGCCCUCUCCAAUGUGGAUCUGCUGGAGGAGCUGCCACUGCCUGAUCAGCAGCCAUGCAUCGAGCCACCUCCAUCAUCGAUCAUGUACCAGGCCAAUUUUGACACCAAUUUUGAAGACAGGAACGCUUUUGUAACUGGCAUUGCCAGGUAUAUAGAACAAGCUACCGUGCACUCAAGCAUGAAUGAAAUGCUGGAGGAAGGGCAUGAAUACGCAGUGAUGCUUUAUACCUGGAGAAGCUGUUCCAGGGCCAUUCCCCAGGUAAAGUGCAAUGAACAGCCAAAUCGGGUUGAAAUUUAUGAGAAAACAGUGGAAGUCUUGGAGCCAGAGGUCACGAAGCUUAUGAAAUUCAUGUAUUUUCAGAGAAAGGCUAUUGAACGAUUCUGUAGUGAGGUGAAACGUUUGUGCCAUGCUGAAAGAAGGAAAGACUUUGUUUCUGAAGCUUAUCUACUGACACUGGGAAAGUUUAUCAACAUGUUUGCUGUCCUAGAUGAACUGAAAAACAUGAAGUGUAGCGUAAAAAAUGACCACUCUGCCUACAAAAGAGCAGCCCAGUUUUUGAGGAAAAUGGCUGACCCCCAGUCUAUCCAGGAAUCACAGAACCUUUCCAUGUUUCUAGCAAAUCAUAACAGGAUCACACAGUGCCUGCAUCAGCAGCUGGAAGUCAUCCCUGGUUAUGAGGAGCUGUUGGCGGACAUUGUCAAUAUCUGUGUGGAUUACUAUGAAAAUAAGAUGUACUUGACACCCAGUGAGAAGCACAUGCUCUUAAAGGUGAUGGGUUUUGGUCUCUAUCUGAUGGAUGGAAAUGUCAGCAACAUUUACAAACUAGAUGCCAAGAAGAGAAUCAACCUCAGUAAAAUUGAUAAAUUCUUUAAGCAGCUGCAAGUGGUUCCUUUAUUCGGCGAUAUGCAGAUAGAGCUGGCCAGAUACAUUAAGACCAGUGCUCACUAUGAGGAGAACAAAUCCAAGUGGACAUGCACUCAGAGCAGCAUCAGUCCCCAGUACAACAUCUGCGAGCAGAUGGUGCAGAUCCGAGAUGAUCAUAUCCGCUUCAUCUCCGAACUCGCUCGGUACAGCAACAGUGAGGUUGUGACUGGCUCAGGGUUGGACAGCCAGAAGUCAGAUGAAGAAUACAGGGAGCUUUUUGACCUGGCUCUACGGGGACUGCAACUUCUAUCCAAGUGGAGUGCACAUGUUAUGGAAGUGUAUUCUUGGAAGCUGGUCCAUCCCACCGAUAAAUUCUGUAACAAAGAUUGUCCGGGUACUGCUGAGGAGUAUGAAAGAGCCACACGGUACAAUUAUACCAGCGAAGAAAAGUUUGCAUUUGUGGAGGUGAUAGCAAUGAUAAAAGGCCUGCAAGUGCUCAUGGGCCGCAUGGAAAGUGUUUUCAACCAAGCCAUCAGGAACACGAUCUAUGCCGCUCUGCAGGAUUUUGCCCAGGUGACACUGAGAGAGCCACUGAGGCAAGCAGUCAGGAAGAAAAAGAAUGUCCUGAUCAGUGUCCUUCAGGCGAUUAGAAAAACCAUUUGUGAUUGGGAGGGAGGACGUGAGCCUCCAAAUGACCCUUGUCUAAGGGGGGAGAAGGACCCCAAAGGCGGUUUUGAUAUUAAGGUUCCUCGGCGAGCUGUGGGUCCUUCUAGCACACAGCUUUACAUGGUGAGAACUAUGCUGGAAUCCCUCAUUGCAGACAAGAGUGGCUCAAAAAAGACUCUCAGAAGCAGCCUGGAUGGGCCAAUAGUUCUGGCCAUUGAAGAGUUUCACAAGCAGUCCUUCUUCUUCACUCAUCUUCUCAACAUAAGUGAAGCCCUUCAACAGUGCUGUGACUUAUCACAGCUUUGGUUCCGUGAAUUUUUUUUGGAGUUGACAAUGGGUCGUCGAAUUCAAUUCCCUAUCGAGAUGUCGAUGCCUUGGAUUCUAACAGAUCACAUCCUGGAAACCAAAGAACCUUCUAUGAUGGAGUAUGUGCUAUAUCCUCUGGAUCUCUACAAUGAUAGUGCUUAUUAUGCAUUGACCAAGUUUAAAAAGCAGUUUCUCUAUGAUGAAAUUGAAGCAGAGGUGAACUUGUGUUUUGAUCAGUUUGUGUAUAAACUGGCGGACCAAAUAUUUGCUUACUAUAAAGCAAUGGCUGGCAGCGUCUUGCUGGAUAAGCGAUUCCGCGCUGAAUGUAAGAAUUAUGGAGUGAUCAUCCCUUAUCCACCAUCCAACCGCUAUGAAACGCUGCUCAAACAGAGGCAUGUCCAGCUGUUAGGCCGGUCAAUUGACCUAAACAGACUAAUCACCCAACGUAUCUCAGCUGCAAUGUACAAAUCAUUAGACCAGGCCAUUAGCCGCUUUGAAAGUGAGGAUCUGACCUCCAUUGUGGAGCUUGAGUGGCUUUUGGAGAUAAAUCGUCUGACACACAGAUUGCUGUGCAAGCACAUGACCUUGGACAGCUUUGAUGCCAUGUUUCGAGAGGCCAAUCACAAUGUCUCGGCUCCUUAUGGGCGCAUCACCCUGCAUGUCUUCUGGGAGCUGAACUUUGACUUCCUACCUAAUUACUGUUACAACGGAUCUACUAACAGAUUUGUACGGACAGCAAUUCCAUUCACUCAAGAACCACAGAGGGAUAAACCAGCCAACGUCCAGCCAUACUAUCUUUAUGGAUCUAAGCCACUGAACAUUGCUUACAGUCAUAUCUAUAGCUCAUACCGGAACUUCGUGGGGCCUCCACAUUUCAAGACAAUCUGCCGAUUACUCGGAUACCAAGGGAUUGCUGUGGUGAUGGAAGAACUGCUGAAGAUCGUCAAGAGCCUGUUGCAAGGGACCAUCCUUCAGUAUGUGAAAACCUUGAUAGAAGUGAUGCCGAAGAUCUGCCGCCUGCCAAGGCAUGAAUACGGAUCUCCAGGAAUCCUGGAGUUUUUCCAUCACCAGCUGAAGGACAUCAUUGAGUAUGCAGAGCUAAAGACUGAUGUAUUCCAGAGCCUGAGGGAAGUGGGUAAUGCCAUUCUUUUCUGCCUUCUCAUAGAGCAGGCCCUGUCCCAGGAAGAAGUGUGUGAUUUGCUGCAUGCUGCUCCCUUCCAAAAUAUUUUGCCCAGGGUCUACAUCAAAGAAGGAGAACGCUUGGAGGUACGCAUGAAGCGUCUCGAAGCCAAAUAUGCCCCACUUCACCUGGUUCCCUUAAUAGAGAGGCUGGGAACACCUCAGCAAAUUGCCAUCGCUCGUGAAGGAGACUUGCUGACCAAGGAGAGGCUGUGCUGUGGGCUGUCCAUGUUCGAGGUCAUCCUGACCCGCAUCCGGAGCUAUCUCCAGGACCCCAUCUGGCGUGGGCCUCCCCCAACCAACGGCGUCAUGCACGUGGACGAGUGUGUUGAGUUCCACCGGCUGUGGAGCGCCAUGCAGUUCGUGUACUGCAUCCCCGUGGGAACAAACGAAUUCACAGCUGAGCAAUGUUUUGGAGAUGGCUUAAACUGGGCGGGCUGUUCAGUCAUAGUUCUGCUGGGGCAGCAGCGUCGCUUUGAUCUUUUUGACUUCUGUUACCACCUGCUAAAGGUGCAGAGGCAGGAUGGGAAGGAUGAAAUAAUAAAGAAUGUGCCACUUAAGAAAAUGGCUGACAGGAUCAGGAAGUACCAGAUUUUGAACAAUGAAAUUUUUGCCAUUCUGAACAAAUACAUGAAAUCAGUAGAAACAGACAGCUCUACGGUCGAGCACGUCCGUUGCUUCCAGCCCCCCAUCCACCAGUCCUUGGCCACCACCUGUUAAGGGGUCAGUGCUGAGAAUGCAAUGUGAGCGUUUGUGUUUCUCUGCAAUUCUCUGAAAUCGGCGAAGAAAACGAGACCAGACUCCAACAAAGACCUGCACGAGAAAACCUAAGAACACGGCUUUGGCAAGAGUGCAGAUUUGGACCCACUAUACAAAGCUGCAUUUUUCUAGAAGGCCCGGUUUGAAUGCAUGUUAUUCUGUAUCUUUCUGGCUGGUCGUACCCACUGCUUUGAAAAUGUGAUGAGGAGCAGAGUGUGAUUCCUCCCCUCCCCCAUGGUUUCUUUUUCAUUAGGGCCAAGAUCCACCCAAUCAAGCACAAAAUGCUAUGGUCUUUAAAAUGGUAGUUGUUUGGAGAGUUCCAGAUAAAGCAGCCAGUGUCUCAAAGUUUUGCUAGUCUUUCAUUUGAUGCACAGUGAGACAGAACUGUAUUUCUGUUGGACAUAAAGCCUUGAUUUCAUUGAGUUUUUCAAAAUUCCUCCAAAAUGGUGAGGAAUUUCUCGAUGGACGCAAGGAAAAAAAGUUAUUUUAAUAUCCUUGUCCAUCAAGGAAGAGAGCAUUUUUCAUUGAUUCUUUUUAUAAUUAAACUUCCUUUAUCAACUUCAUAAUAAUUGAAGCUGGUUAAGUGGGAGAUAACCAAGAGAAUUUACUCAGGCUGUGUGUUGACUCUCAUUGCUACAAAGUAGAACAAGGUAAAACCUUCUCUGGGAGUCUUCCUUGUUGACCUUCGUGCCUCCUGAGUGAAGGCAUGUUUCUCAGGCUUAGCAUUCUGGACAGCCAGGAGAAGCAACAAAGGUUUUAACAGCCUGGACCCUCAAUGGAAUAAUCAGGCAUGGAUUAUCUAAUUUAGAAAUGUAAUUCAUGCAUUUAGUGUAGCAUUUUUAAUAAUGUUCAAUAGAACGACAAGAUCAACCACUGUGCUUCUACUUUUUGGAAUAGUAUAUGAAAUUUGGCCAUUAGUCCAAGUUGCUAAAAUGGAGACAGGAUUUGGAGUACACCCAGUAUAACAGUUCAUCCAUUCUUUUUUAAUAGGUGGCAACUUGUCUUCCCUGGUUCUGUAAAUAUAUGGAAUUGCAACAAGUUUUAAAGCUCCCUAUCAAUCCUGUAGAACAAAGGAAAGGAAUAACGAUGUAAACAGUUUGCAGAAUUGUGGAUACUGACGGGACUGAAAUACCAUCUUCUUCCAGCAGCUCACAGCAGCGUAGACUUCCUGUUACCAAUGAGCCUCCAAAGAUUAGGCCAUAUCACUUAGUAUAUUAUAUUAUACUGUCAGUCAUAGACAAGCCAUACCAAAAGUGUUACCAAGAAGUGGAACUAUAAAGUCAGCACCCUCUUGGACCUGGUAAGAAAGUCUUCCCAGCUCCAAAUAGGAUGAUGAAUUCAUCCCCCAGUUUAGCUUAAGUCUCCCUGGCCCAUAGCUCUGUAUCAUGUAAAGGGAACAAUCUUUACAAUUUUAAGAGAUUCUUUUUUCAAUCUGCCUGAACAGUCACCUGAGGUAAAUUCAUUGUGCAAUUUUCACUCCCUACUUCUUGGGGACAGGGAUUUCAGAAUUACAGUUCUUCAGCUGCGCUGACUCAAGGAAAAGACAGUGUUUUCUUUCUUUCUUUGCUGUACAGUUUCCAAAGUUAUUAAGGAAAAACUUAAAAUUCAAUCCUUGUUCCUUGUUAGACAUGAAAGACAAAGGGCCAGGCAGUUCUCCUGUGCGGACCACAAUAAAAUGAGUGGGAAGGAGUGGUGCAUAAGCCACAAGGAGGCUUGCUCAGGACAACUCCUGGGGGAAUGUGCCCAAUGCCAGGUCAAAAUUAUACCUGCUGGAGCUCUGAUGGCAAAGUUACCCUGAUUUUCCUACUGGUAAGAGUAACAGCCUUCAGUUCCCCCAUUCUUGUCAUUUCUUGACCUUAUCUUGGCUAAGGCAGCCUCCACCCUUUCACAUCGCAGAUAUUUUAAACUGUGGCCUUCCUCAUUCUGCUCAGCCUGAAGCCAAUAUGUGAAACCAAUGUAGUACUUCAGUGCUGGUGUUUGGCUCAUCACCACACAAACAUGACACCAGUGAUGAAGCUGUCUACAAACUUUUUCCUGUUUGAGAGAGCACAUGAAGUAGAAACCUCAUACCGUUCAGCAUCAGAUUGAGGGAGAACAUUCUUUCUCAAAGAACAUCAGCAGCACAACUCAGCACAAAGCAUAUUUCCUUUGACAAACUGUUUUGCUUCUUUAAAGCGUUACAUUGGUCAUAGUUAAAUACUCUUCCACAGAAUGUGGUCCUGAGACAGUGUGCUGCAAGACUGGGCUCAUUCUCCAUAAUAUGGAACUAAGGGAAAACUCAAAGAAGUCAUCAGAAGACUUGGACUCAGGCAGUCAGGGACUCAGAAUGUGAUGGGAAAAUAAUUCCUGACUAUCAUUUCCCAUCCUAAAUUUCUGUGGAACAGUUCAGUGCUUCAGGAUUUUGGGUGUUUCCAGUCUUGUUUAAUAUCUUACAUAUAUACCCUUGACCUCAGAGUUACAAAACUGGAGCAAACAUGAGUAACAAUUCCAAUGCUCUUCAUUUCUUCUUUUCACUAUUACACAUUUUUUGAAAUAAACCCUCAAGUUUUAAACACCUGUAGUUAUUCACCAGAGCAAAAGGACACAGGUCUGAACUCUCCAUUCACUUGGGGAAGCUACUGAAAUCAAGAAUAAAUAAAUAAAUAAAUGCCACCCUGAGGUGUAUGUAGAGCCAAGAUGUUACAUUUUGCAUUCUAUGUUCAACAGAGGACUCAGCUAGACAGUUGUUAAUUGUUACUCAACAUUGUUUUCAGUUUUAUGAAAUGGAUUUGAGAUAUGCUGACAUGGCACAUUUUCGCACAGGGAUUCUCAGUUACCCUGUUGUGAAGUUGAUGUUAUCUGUAGGAAAAUCCUACAUGUUGUACUGAAGUUAGAAGGAAGGCAGAAUUGAGCUCAGGGUAAUAAUUCUAGUCUUUGAGUAUGGGGAAAAUUCAGGGUCAGUUUAACCCUGUAAACGGUUAAAAAAACAAACAAAAACCAGGUAUCUGUCCAGCAUCAGCCUCCCUACCAGGAAGAUUUUGCUUUAAGAUGUCUGUCCUCUGAUUCCUUCCCAUGGCUUUAUAAUGGCCUUCAUCAAACAUUCUUCACUGGAUAGUUCUGGCUGCUCCCCACCUGAACUACACAAUAAAAUUGCUGUCAGGGAGUAAAGCUAAGAAAUCCAAGUUCUUGGUCAGGCAUUCCCGUACCGUGGCAAGAUAUGCAGAGUUCCAGAAUCACACUGCUCAUGUGCCACUAGGAACAAUUGUGCCGCUAUGAAAUACCUCGAAUGCACUUGCAGGCCCAGAGUGCCCAUUCACAGAGGAGGCUGCGCAGUCCACUCUUGCUCUAGCCUUCCGACUGGCAUUCGCUGCAAGCUGAACUCUCUGCCGUGUCUUUCUGAUUGGGUGUGCAGAGACAGCAGCAAAACAGUUGCCCUCGGAGAGUGCCCAAUUCAUAUUGGGACGCAGGCUAGAGACCCUCCAGAGCUGGUAGUCUUCACUCUGACUUGCAUUGGGGAAUACUGGUGUGAAUUGCUCCUCCCAUGUUAAUUCAGGGGCAGAGGGGGACAGCGCUCCCCGCUUUCCUUUGGGUAGCACUGAUCCCCAGUGAGUGGGUUACAACAAUAUGACUGAAUCGGCCAGCCGCAGGAAGAGAAAGGGUUAAACAGCCCAACCCUGCCGCAUCUGAGGCUGCUUUUCUGCUAGAAGAAACACAUUUUCAGGUGGGUGGUCAGGAAGAAACAUGCAACUGCAUGAACUAUUGAGUUCAGCAUUAAGCAUUCCAAGUGGAAUGCAGGAAACCACAAAGAAACAUAGUGCAAGAUACAUCCUGGGUUACUCACAUUAGAAUAAACUAGGAGAACAAAGAGUCCAGACUGGUUCAGCAACGAAAAUGAAGAGCUAUGGUUCCUUUGGGCUCAUAGUACAACCUGGUUUUCUAUCAGUUUGAUUUAGGGACUUCGUAGAAGAAAUGAACAAAUUCUUGUGCCCUUCAGACAUGAUCUGAUUCCUAGCAGCACUUGUCAGAAAUAUCAAUGGUCAUAUUAAUUCCUCUGCUCCUCUGUAUUGCUCUGGUUAUAACUGAUAUUUGUCAGAGUUUUUUUUAAAAAAGCAUUUAAAGAACAACUUUGCAUAAUUCUUCCAAAUGUACCAUAUUUCUAUGAAGGAUUGUCCAGGACUUUUUGUACAAUGAAUUUACAUUUAUUUAUGGUGCGGUAUAUUUACAUUAGUGAUCCACUAUGGUGUUUGAAUUCUUGAAUCAUAUUUGCUAUGCAGCGGAAAAUGAUAUAUAUUGUUUUGUAAGUUUUGUUCUUUCAUCAUUGGUCAACAGAAGUUUCUCAUUUCCAUUCAAAAUGCUUCUGCAACGUUAAGGCACCUUGUGUGUGGUGCCAUGAUUACCUGUAUUGCGACUUUCAACAAUGUGUACAGCAAAGCUGGGAGAAACCCUGUUAACAAGGAAAAAGUAAAUAAAAAAUAAUCAAAUGGUG